Messenger RNA from Dioscorea cayenensis subsp. rotundata (Guinea yam), 4031 nucleotides. RefSeq names its product pumilio homolog 5-like. Lineage: Eukaryota; Viridiplantae; Streptophyta; Magnoliopsida; Dioscoreales; Dioscoreaceae. The record is from RefSeq and is a predicted model, not a curated record. Gene Ontology annotation, biological process: post-transcriptional regulation of gene expression. The transcript has 11 exons. Bases 526 to 3642 code for a protein of 1038 amino acids. Gene Ontology annotation, cellular component: cytoplasm. Gene Ontology annotation, molecular function: mRNA binding.
AUAAAUAAUGCUAUUAAAUUUACGAAAUGACAUAAAUGCUUAGCAUUUCGUCAAAAGUACCCUUCAGUGGCAUACAUGGAAGAGCUUCUUUGUUUGCAAAAAGAGAGGAAUCCCUGCCGUUUGUUAUCAUCAUCAUCUGACGGGGCCCAGUGGAUGGGCGGUGAUGGAUGGGUGAGCUACCACUGCGGUCAGCUUUACCGUUGGCGAGGUGGCGGGGAUUUUAAGGCAUAUGGAGGGGUAGUUUGAGAAAUACGAAAUAUUAAUCGGAGAUGUUAUGUCAAAGCCCUGCAAACCGAGGUUUUAGCGUCUUUGGCUUUCGAGCCGAGAAGACUUCUGACAACUUCUAUGGUUCAUCUGUUCUCCGUGAAUUGGCGACAAGAACAAGUCUUUGUUGAUUUCGUGGGGUGGACUCGAGAAGCUUGUUUUUUGUUUGAGGGAUUCAACUUCGACUACUGCUGUCCAGGAAGCAUUCAUUUCUUUAGCUAGACUUUUUUUGGUUGGGGCAUCAAAUUCAACAUCCUUGAAAUGAAACUUGCAAAGUUUGAUGUUAUCCAAACUGUGACUUUUGUAAAUAAUCAAACCUCAAAACAUAGGAUGGUGACAAAGAAUCCAAUUAGACUACCUGGAAACAGUGGAGGUAGAAAUUGGGCGGUGAAUAAGCGUUCUUCAAGCUUCACCUCAUCCAAGAGUGAUGCGGCUGCUCAAGAGCUGGGGAUACCUUUAAAGGGGGAUGGGUUCCAAGGAAAAGAGAAAAACUCACUUCCUAAUCGGAGUGGAAGUGCACCACCUAGCAUGUGUGGUUCUUUAGCUUCGCUAAGGAGCCUAAUGGGCGAACCGGACUUCGCUUUGGAUAGGAACUUGGGAAACUUGAGCAAUAUUAUUGAGGGCUGUGAAUCAGAAGCAAAGCUUCUUACUGAUUUAGCCAGCUAUAUGUACCAUUGCUCAAAUGCAUCUCUGAAUCCUGGCUUUGCUUCGUCUUCCAUUUCACAGGAAUCUCAAUUGGCGGUGGACCUCAUGGGUGGCUUGCAGGAUAAUUGGAGACUGCCCUUAUUUUAUGAUAGUGACAAAGAAUCCUUGCCUACUUCAAACUCUAUGCGUGCUGCUCGUAAAGAGGAACCUGAUGACAAUUGUUCACCCAAACAAGAAUCUGAUGAUCGUUCUCGUAGGAACUCUGAAUUUGCAUCUGCAGGAUUUAUGACUCCAUCAAAAGUUCAUCAAUAUCGCGAAAGUCUAGUGGAUCUGAUUCAGGAGGAUUUUUCCCAUGCCCAAAAUUUUGUGUAUUAUAAUCAAUCUCAGAUGACGAAUCAUGUCGCAACAGAAGUUGCUGAUUUUGAUGCCAGUGUCAAAUCUUCUUCUGCUGAAAUGGUUAAAAUUUCAGAGCUGAAAGCCACAGUUGAUGUUUGCUCCAGGUCACCUAUUCUAUGUCCUAGUUCAACAUGUUCUAUACCAAGUUGCGAUGAUUCAUCUGUGUAUGAUUUGUCAGUAUCAGCUUCAUGUUCAUUGUCUCCCAACAGAAGUGCAAGCCCCCAUUCGCCUCUAAAUAAAGAUUUGACUGCUGAGAAGGCUAAACUAGCCAGUGGUGUCAACGUUUGCGGUGUUUCUGACUCAAAUAUUUGGGAUACCAAAUCUAGUACAAACAGUGCAGGGACAUCAAAUGACAAGCAUUUAAUUAAUUAUUCCUGGCAACAUCCUCAACUAAAUGGUUCACAUCAAGGAAGCUUGAUGUCUCGUCAGUCUCAGAUUGCUACACAAGGAGUUCAGUUCUCCAACAACCCUGUCAUUCCUUUUCCUCACAUACAGACAAAGAUGACUUCAACUGAAGCUGGACGAGGACUGCACACUAGUGACAUUAAUCUACAGUCACAUGGAAUUGGCGCUCAUGGAGCCACUUACCACCCUAAUUUGCACCCAUCUGGCUUAUUCACUCCUCCAUGUAACAUAAGUGCAUAUGCUUUGCCUGCCUCAGUUAUGCCACCAUUUGUAACUGGAUAUACUCCUCAUAGUGCCCUCCAUUUUUCUUUAGAUAAUCCUGUCAGCCCUUACAUUAGCCCUAGGAAUUGUGGAGUUUCCAGCGGUGGAAAUAUUACUUUUGGAGUUGAUUUGCAGCAUUUCUAUAACUUGCAUGGACAGCUGAGGGUCACUAUGCCACCAUUUGAAGAUCCUGUGUGCAUGCCGUAUUUUCAACGUCCUGUGGGUUCAUAUUCGUAUGCAAAUCAUUAUGGUUCCAUGGUUUCAAGGGGAUCUGCAAUUGGAAGCAUGGCUGAUUUUUAUGGUCCACAGAAAGGGCUGAUUCCAGCUGUAUAUUCACCUGAUCCAAGGCUUAACUUGAGUGCAACAGGUGCUGGCAAUCCAAAUCCUAGUAGAGAUCCUUUUGCAAGUCCAACUUACUAUGGAAGGCCACCCAAUAUUGGUGUUGCCAUGCAAUAUCCAACAUCUCCGGUUGCUUGUCCUGUGUUUCAGCAAUCACCUGUUCCUGGUGGAUGUUUUUCAGGAAGGAAAAGCGAGAACAUGAGGUUACCUUUCUCUGGGAAAAAGUCAGCCACUUCUUGUUGGCAAGGACAAAGAGUCCAUGAGAAGGUUGGCAAUAUGAAAUCACAUUCUUUCCUACAAGAGAUGAAAUCUAGUAAAGGUCAUAAAUUUGAGUUAUCUGAAAUUGUUGGACACAUUGUUGAAUUCAGCGGCGACCAACAUGGGAGUCGAUUUAUUCAGCAGAAGUUAGAAACCUGCAGUGUUGAAGAGAAGGACUCUGUGCUUGAAGAAGUUCUCCCUCAUACUUAUACACUAAUAAUUGAUGCAUUUGGGAACUAUGUUAUGCAAAAGUUCUUUGAACAUGGAAGCCCUGAGCAAAGGAAGCGACUUGCAGAUCAGCUUGUAGGCCAUGUACUGCCGUUGACUCUCCAGAUGUGUGGUUGUCGUGUAAUUCAAAAGGCGCUUGAGGUCAUUGAGCUUGAUCAGAAAGCAAGACUUGUCCUUGAACUUGAUGGAAAUGUGUUGCAAUGUGUACGUGACCAAAAUGGAAACCAUGUAAUUCAGAAGUGCAUUGAGUGUAUGCCAACAGAAAGAAUCAGUUUCAUUAUUUCAGCAUUCUGUGGUCAAGUUGCGACACUUUCAACCCAUCCAUAUGGUUGCCGGGUUAUCCAGAGACUGCUGGAGCAUUGUACUGAUGACAUGCAAACUAGUUGUAUUAUGGAUGAGAUUCUGCAAUCUGCUUGUUUCCUUGCUCAAGAUCAAUAUGGCAAUUAUGUCACCCAGCAUGUUCUGGAGAGGGGAAAGCCCCAUGAAAGGAGCCAGAUAAUUUGUAAAUUAGCUGGGAAAAUAGUGCAGAUGAGUCAAAAUAAGUUUGCAUCUAAUGUUAUUGAAAAAUGCUUGGAGCAUGGUGAUACUACCGAGAAAGAGGUCUUGAUUGAAGAAAUACUGGGACAAACUGAAGGAAAUGAUAAUUUACUGAUAAUGAUGAAGGAUCGAUUUGCAAAUUAUGUGGUUCAGAAGAUUCUUGUAACAUGUUCUGAUAAACAGCGUGAAAUUUUGCUCAACCGCAUAAAACUUCAUGUACAAGCUUUGAAGAAGUACACCUACGGGAAACACAUUGUUGCUCGGGUGGAGCAGUGGCUUGGUGAAGAAGGUCAAGAUCUCAAUUCUUGAGAUAUGCAGAUGAAAGGCCGCGCCCCAUGACCUGUGGCUCUACUGUGUUUAUUGGUCUAGCGUGGCGGGAGACCUGAACAAUUUGACCAGGAGGAUGCGGGUGAUGGUGAUGAAGUAUAAAAACUGCUCAUAAGUCAUUGCUGGUAAACAAGCUUCAUAAGGUAACUGCUUUAUACUUGUACAGGUUAAUUCAUCCUUGGGCAUCUUGUAAGUUUCAGAAUAGCCUAGUAGAAAAUAUUGUUUGUGUUCCUGCAUUAGUUUGUUAAGUGGUGUGAUAUAUUAUGCACAAUUUAGCAUACAAAAAUUUAGUUUAGGUGCUUGUUCAGAGGUGCUGAUGAUACCUUACAUGGAGUGUAUGAUCAGAUUGGUUUUAUAAUUUGCCCUCCUUA